Molecule: messenger RNA, 810 nt
Organism: Geodia barretti
Lineage: Eukaryota; Metazoa; Porifera; Demospongiae; Tetractinellida; Geodiidae
Source: the annotation of a GenBank genome assembly
CUGGCCAUCGUCGUCAACACCGGCGACGACGAGCGGUUCCACGGCCUGCACGUGUCGCCCGACCUCGACACCAUGACCUAUACCCUCUCGGGACUGUAUAAUCCCGAAACCGGUUGGGGCAUCAACGGCGACUCCUUCGAGACUCUCCAGAUGCUGAACCGUUUGGGCGCCGAUACCUGGUUCAACCUGGGAAGCCGCGAUUUCGCUAUGCACAUCCGCCGCACCGAACUGCUAGCCCAGGGGUCGUCUCUCUCCCGGGUCACCGCCCAGUUGACUGCCAACCUCGGCAUCGCGCAUCCCAUCAUCCCCAUGAGCGAUCAACCCGUGCGCACCGUCCUCGACACCGACGACGGCACCCUGUCCAUGCAGGAAUAUUUCGUGCAUCGCCGCGCCGAACCCGUGGUGCGCUCAAUCGAAUACGUCGGAGCCUCGGACGCCGAACCGUCCCCCGAUUUCGCCUCCGCCCUCGACGCCGCAUCAACCAUCAUCAUCUGCCCGUCCAAUCCCUUCCUCAGCGUCGCGCCCAUUCUGGCCGUCCCCGGCGUGCGCGACGCCAUUGCGUCCCACACCGGCCCACGCAUCGCCGAACUCGGCUCGGACGUUUCUGCGGUCGGCGUGGCGCGGGAAUAUCGUGGUUUCUGCGACGUGCUGGUCCUCGACUCCCAGGACGCCAACCUGGCCGACGCCGUGAGCGCCGAAGGUAUCGACGCCGCCGUGAUGCCCACCAUCAUGCAGACCGACGACGACAAGGUCCAACUGGCCGAACGUGUCCUCGCGUUGGCUGCCGACCUGGAGAAUCGACGAUCAUGA